GCGGCCGGGAGCGAUCGCCACGGGGCCGGGGCGCGGCGAGCACCGCGCAGAGCGCGCAGACCAGACGGACGGCGGCGGGGACCCGACGCGGCGCCUCCGCGCUCCCCGCACUCCCGAUGGCCCCCGAGGCCGGGGCUCCCCCGCGCGCGCCGCGCCCGCUGUCCUGGGCGGCGCUGCUGCUCCUGGCCGCGCUGCUCCCGGUCGCCUCCUCGGCCGGGGCCCCAGUUGACCACCCACUGAAGCCCAGGCACGUGAAACUGCUGUCCACUAAAAUGGGCCUGAAAGUCACAUGGGACCCACCCAAAGAUGCUACCAGUAGACCCGUGGAGCAUUACAACAUUGCCUAUGGGAAGUCACUGAAAAGUCUUAAGUACGUCAAGGUGAAUGCGGAGACAUACUCCUUCCUUAUUGAGGAUGUGGAGCCGGGGGUAGUGUACUUUGUGCUGGUUACUGCAGAAAAUCACAGUGGAGUGAGCCGUCCAGUUUACAGAGCUGAGAGCCUGCCUGGAGGUGAAUGGAUCAAGAUUGAUGGUUUUCCCAUCAAGGGUCCAGGACCAUUUAAUGAAACCGUCACAGAAAAGGAAGUGCCCAACAAGCCCUUGCGUGUGCGCGUCCGGUCCUCAGACGACAGGCUGUCCAUUGCGUGGAAGGCACCGCGCCUGUCCGGAGCCAAGAGUCCACGCAGGUCGCGGGGUUUCCUCCUGGGCUACGGGGAGAGUGGCCGGAAGAUGAACUAUGUUCCACUGACCAGAGAUGAGCGGACGCACGAAAUUAAAAAGCUAGCAUCGGAGUCAGUGUACGUGGUCUCCCUGCAGUCUAUGAAUUCUCAGGGGCAGAGUCAGCCAGUCUACAGGGCUGCCCUAACGAAACGGAAGAUUUCAGAAGCGGAUGAACUGGAUGUCCCUAAUGACAUCAAUGUCCGGGUUAUGUCGUCCCAGUCUGUGCUUGUGGCCUGGGUGGAUCCUGUUGUGGAAAAACAGAAGAAAGUUGUUGCAUCAAGACAGUACACUGUGCGCUAUCGAGAAAAGGGGGAAUCCGCCAGGUGGGAUUACAAGCAGAUCACUAACAGGCGCGUGUUGAUCGAGAACCUGAUUCCAGACACCGUGUAUGAAUUUGCAGUCCGUAUUUCACAGGGUGAAAGAGAUGGCAAAUGGAGUACGUCAGUCUUCCAAAGAACACCAGAAUCUGCUCCUACCACAGCUCCUGAAAACUUAAAUGUGUGGCCAGUCAAUGGCAAACCUACAGUUGUCACUGUGUCUUGGGAUGCACUACCUGAGACUGAGGGAAAAGUGAAAGAAUACAUUCUUUCAUAUGCCCCGGCUCUCAAACCAUUUGGAGCAAAGUCCCUCACCUAUCCUGGAGACACCACGUCUGCCCUGGUGGAUGGUCUGCAGCCUGGGGAACGCUAUCUUUUCAAAAUCCGGGCCGCAAACAGGAGAGGCCUGGGGCCUCACUCCAAAGCCUUCAUUGUCGCUAUGCCAACAACCAGCAGCAGUGAGUCGAAUGCUCAGCAGAAUACCGAGGAUAACUGGAAACCUGAAAAACCCAAGCCUUCCUCACCUUCUCCCAGAGUUCCAGCUUCCUCAAAACACACUCAUGUGCCUGUUUCUCCUCAUGGGAGAAAUGUCAAGGAUCCUCUUCUUGACUUGAAAAACAAAAUAUUGGCUAAUGGUGGGGUGUCCAGAAAACCCCAGCUUCACCCAGAGAAGACUGAAGAGUUGGAUCUUCAGUCGAUGGAAGUUACUGACCAGGAGGAGCUGCAUUCUCUGGGACAUCCACCGACGUCACCUGCAGAGACCCUGGACCAGAAGCAAACCCUGAGGCCACCAAGUAGAUCUGGCCCCUCGGCCACUGCUCCUGGCAGGACUCCGUGGUGGGCCCGAAGCCCUGUGCUGCCCCGCAAAGAAGGUGUGGAUCAGCGCGGCUCCUCACGAGCCACUUACCCUCGUGCAGGGGUGGCCCUCGCAGGGUCAGCCUCUCCUGCACACCGGGUGGCCACCCAGGGCACCUCUCACCACCCUUCAGAGGGGCCCCGUGCCAACCUGGCUGCCAGCUCUGCUGACAAUGACUUGGUGGACCAAGAUGAGGAUGAGCGAGCUGCAGGCUCCCUUCACCCCAAGGACACCUCCUCUGAGCAGCUGCCCCCCAAGACCCCCGCCCAGACCCAGCCAGCCCUGUCCCCCAGCCACCAGCCGGCCUCCAGCGUCCUGCAGCACAGAAGCUCCGUGCUCCAUGGCACGAACCCAGCCUCGCCUGCGUGGAGGGCACCCCAUCCUGGCGCCGUGGAGGAAGAUUCAGGCGCUCCAGCCUCCACCUCCAGACUUUCUUCACUCCAUAGGGGGUCAUCUCAGCUGCUGCCCACCCACCCACACACAGGUCCUUCGCUCUCCGGGAACUGGAGGGAUGGUCACGACGCCCCAGCCGCCAGUGCACCAUCGCGGUCUACCACGUCUUCUUUGGGCUCCUCUCAUCUCUCCUCGAGGACCCAGGUCUCUGAGGGAGCAGACCCUGCUGACGGUGGGGAUGACAGUGACAGGGAUACAGACGAUAGCAGGCGGCAGGCGGAGGCCCCGGCCCCUGGACACUCGGGCCUGCUCAGAAGCAAGCCCUCUGCCGCCAAUGGCAGGUCUCCAGGCAGGGUGGGCAGCGUUCGGGGCCUGCCGCUGCAGCCCUCGGGCUCCCCGCAGUCCACCGCAUCCCCCCGAGUGCAGCCCCGGCUCCGUUCUCCCCCUGCCUCCCACCCCAGGCUUGGCUCUGGUAUCCAUGGAGACGGGGACGAUGAGAAGCCACUCCCUGCCACCGUGGUCGAUGACCACGGGCCUUCCUCCUCCAGGCAGCCCGGCUCUCGGAGCUGGGACCCCCUAAGAAGGGUCCCCCAGAGAGGGGCCGGCCUGCUCCGGAAGGAGCCCGUCCCAGAGGACCCCAAAUCCCCCGGGACAGACGCGCAUCCUCGGGGCAAACCCUCACGCCUGUCCUCUAAGGCCGGGGACGUUCAGCAGAGCACAGACGUGGCCGUGGAGGGUCGUUCCCCCCAAACACAGCCGGUGUCCACGGGCCGCCAGCUGUCCCCUGCUCCAGGUCCCGCAGCAGGGUCCCCGUCCCACCCAGGGGCCAGUGUGCCCAGAGGGAUGACCCCCGGCCGGGCCCCAGCAAAGCAGGCCCCUCCGCCCGCCACCGCGUCCCAGCGCCAGCCCCCGGGGCCUCAGAGCAAGGACGCGGGGCGGCUGCUUCCUCAGCCCGACCUCGGGCGCGCUCAGGCCGGGCGUCCCCGGGCCGCGUCGCAGGGCGGCCACCGCUCCUCGGACGCCUACACGGCGAGCUCCCGAGGGCUGCUCCACACGGCCCCGCAGACCCAGGGCGGGGACUCUCAGAACGACGGCGACGUCCCCGCCGCCGCGCCCGCCGCCCCGGCCCGGUCCACGCAGCGGCCGGCGGAGCCUCGGGCGGGGAAGGCGGACGACGGGCCCGAGCGCGGACACGCGGGCGCCUCCCCGAGGCCCGGCCGGCCCGGCGACCCCCACCCGGCCCUCCGCGCCCGCGUCCCCGGCAGGACGGGGCCCCCGGCGGGGCGGAAGGACGGCGCGGCCCGGGCCGCCCCGGGAAGGACGCAGCCCGCGCCCCGGAGGCCCCCGCCGGCCAAAGCCCGGGCCUGGGCCUCGGCCGAGCAGGAGGUGGAGGAGCACGCGGGCUUUUCAAAAGCAGGAAAGGAAGACCCUCUGUCGUCCUCCGUCCCCGGGGGCGGCAAAGACGCUGACGGGGGCCUCUCCAAGGACAGGAAGCGGCCUGUCGCCGGGCCCGCUCCUGGCGAAGAGAGCGCCGCGCCCGGGAAGCCGCCUGUCCCCCGACCUCCGGGCAGCGCCGCAAGAGCCUCACGCCUCCCUCCCCGACACCCCACUCGCAGCCCUGCCACCCCAGGUCCCAGCGUCGGUCCCCCGUCCUGGCCGCAGGACACGUCCCGCGCCCCUCCCAGCUACGCCUCCACCACCCCUAUGCUGUCCCUGCGCCAGCGCAUGAUGCAGUCGAGAUUCCGGAAUCCGCUCUCGCGCCCGCCGGUGAGACCCCCUUACAGACAAGGUUACAAUGGCAGAUCAAAUGUAGAAGGGAAAGUACCUCCUGGUAGUAAUGGCAAACCGAAUGGACAAAGAAUUAUCAGUGGCCCUCAAGGAACAAAGUGGGUCGUGGAUCUUGACCGUGGGUUAGUAUUGAAUGCAGAAGGAAGACAUCUCCAAGAUUCACAUGGAAAUCCUCUCCGGGUUAAACUAGGAGGUGAUGGUCGAACCGUUGUGGAUCUGGGAGGGACCCCCGUGGUGAGUCCAGACGGCCUCCCCCUCUUUGGGCAGGGGCGACAUGGUAAACCCCUGGCCAGUGCCCAGGAUAAACCCAUUUUGAGUCUUGGAGGGAAGCCCCUGGUGGGCUUGGAGGUCAUCAAAACAACCACCCAGUCCCCCACGACAACCGCAAAGCCUACCACUGCUAUGACCCCUCUGCCUACCACCACAACUCCGCGGCCCACAACAGCUACCACCCGCCGCAUGACCACGACCCGCCGCAUGACCACCACCCGCCACACGACCACCACCCGCCGCACGACCACCACCAUGCGCCCAACGACCACAAUCCAAACCACUACACAGACAACCACCACCACCACUGAACCUACCACCUCCGUCCCCACCUGUCCCCCUGGGACCCAGGAACGGCAUGACAAUGGCGGCAACCUGAUAAUGGGCUCAAAUGGAACCCCAGAGUGCUCCCCUGAAGAAGACGAGUUCUCCGGCUUGGAGACUGACACAGCAGCACCCACGGAAGAGGCCUACGUUGUAUACGAUGAAGAUUAUGAAUUGGAGACCUCAAGGCCACUGGCCACUACCAAGCCCUCGACCACUGCUGCCAUACCCAAGGUCAUCCCAGAAGAAGGCUCCAUCAACUCCUUUCCUGAAGAAGAAUUUGAUCUGGCUGGAAAGAAACGAUUUGUUGCUCCUUAUGUGACAUAUCUAAGUAAAGACCCAUCAGCCCCAUGCUCUCUGACUGAUGCUCUGGAUCACUUCCAAGUGGACAGCCUGGAUGAAAUCAUUCCAAAUGACCUGAGGAAGAGUGACCUCCCUCCUCAGCAUGCCCCCCGCAACAUCACCGUGGUCGCAGUGGAAGGCUGCCACUCGUUCGUCAUUGUCGACUGGGACAACGCCACCCCUGGAGAUGUGGUAUCAGGUUACUUGGUUUACAGCGCAUCCUAUGAGGACUUCAUCAGGAACAAGUGGUCGGCUCAGGCUUCAGCAGUAACUCACUUGCCCAUUGAGAACCUGAAGCCAAACACAAGGUAUUAUUUUAAAGUUCAGGCCAAAAACCCUCAUGGCUAUGGACCUAUCAGCCCUUCCGUCUCAUUUGUUACAGAAUCAGACAAUCCUCUGCUUGUUGUGAGGCCACCAGGCGGUGAGCCCAUCUGGAUCCCGUUUACUUUCAAACGUGACCCCGGCUACACGGACUGCCAUGGCCGGCAAUAUGUGAAGCGGACGUGGUAUAAAAAGUUUGUGGGAGUCGUUCUUUGUAAUUCAUUGAGGUAUAAGAUCUACCUCAGUGACAACUUGAAAGAUACAUUCUACAGCAUUGGAGACAGCUGGGGAAGAGGUGAAGACCAUUGCCAAUUUGUGGAUUCACACCUUGAUGGAAAAACAGGGCCUCAAUCCUAUGUAGAAGCCCUCCCUACCAUUCAAGGCUACUAUCGCCAGUACCGCCAGGAGCCCGUCAGCUUUGGCCACAUUGGCUUUGGAACCCCCUACUACUACGUGGGCUGGUAUGAGUGUGGGGUCACCAUUCCAGGAAAGUGGUAACCACAGGACGCUACUGCUGCCAGUGCACCCUGGUGGCCCCGUUGACUCACCCACAAUGGGGCCUGUGAGCAGAAGGAUGGUGGCCCGAGCCCCAGUGCCCUGGGUGUCAGGAAGGUCAUGGGAUGGACACUGGACAUCUUGGUCAUCUUCAGUCUGGAACUCAGCCCCACUUCAUGGCCUGGACUAGGAGCAGGAUUCAGUCUUGUUGUUCACUUCUCCGCACUUUCUGUUUGUAAUACCGUGUCCCAGAGACAUCAGGAAGCACAGCUGACUCAGUGUGAUUUCCAGAUUUUUUAGGCACAAAAUUUGGACACUUCAGUAUCUCUGGGGUACAGCAUAGGCAUGCUGUGCUUGCUUCAUGAAAUACUACAUGCUUUCUAUUUUUCUCAUUCUCGACUCCUCCAAAACUAGUUGAUUUAAGCUUCAGAUCUCUUUGUAUGCAAUAGAACUGAAUUACUAAAAACACCACCACAGGAAAUAUAUUCUACUUGAGAUUUAUUCCAUGGACUUACUCACUACUAGACUAAAUGUAUCAAAUCUUAUUUGUAAA
Molecule: messenger RNA, 6378 nt
Organism: Cynocephalus volans (Philippine flying lemur)
Lineage: Eukaryota; Metazoa; Chordata; Mammalia; Dermoptera; Cynocephalidae
Gene: FNDC1
Product: fibronectin type III domain containing 1
Exons: 23
Coding region: 117-5828 (1903 amino acids)
Molecular function (GO): protein binding
Source: RefSeq, a predicted model, not a curated record